UGGACGUGUUCCUCUUAACUUUUAAAUUAUUCACUUUUUAACCUUUGGCUCUCUCUCCUAUGUUGUUUUUAAUCAUGGAAUUUUAUUCGGCUUCCUUUGUGACAGGCUGAAGUAAAUUUCCUUGGUGACCUUGUCCCUCCAAACUUGGUAAAACUUAUUGGAUACUGCAUUGAAGAUGAUCAAAGGCUGCUAGUGUAUGAGUUCAUGCCUCGGGGGAGCUUGGAGAACCACCUAUUUAGGAGGUCCCUGCCUCUUCCAUGGUCUAUUAGAAUGAAAAUUGCAUUGGGUGCAGCAAAAGGUCUUGCUUUUCUUCAUGAGGAGGCAGAAAGACCUGUGAUUUAUCGUGACUUUAAAACCUCCAACAUCUUAUUGGAUGCAGAUUACAAUGCCAAACUUUCUGAUUUUGGACUUGCCAAAGAUGGCCCGGAGGGUGAUAAAACUCAUGUCUCCACACGUGUGAUGGGAACUUAUGGUUAUGCAGCUCCAGAAUAUGUAAUGACUGGACAUCUUACAUCGUGGAGUGAUGUCUAUAGUUUUGGCGUAGUUUUCAAGGCUAUGGGAAGAGCUAUCAACAAGACUGUGUCGAUUGUGGAGCUAAUUAAGAGAAGAAUUGUCGGUCUUCACCAGUAUACUACAAUUGGAUCCACUGACAUAACUGAUACUUGGGAACCCCUUGAGGAAGGCCUUCUGCCGUAA
Messenger RNA from Rosa chinensis, 696 nucleotides. RefSeq names its product probable serine/threonine-protein kinase PIX7. Gene Ontology annotation, biological process: protein phosphorylation. The coding region runs from base 205 to 696 and encodes 163 amino acids. The transcript has 5 exons. Gene Ontology annotation, molecular function: ATP binding; nucleic acid binding; protein kinase activity. Lineage: Eukaryota; Viridiplantae; Streptophyta; Magnoliopsida; Rosales; Rosaceae. The record is from RefSeq and is a predicted model, not a curated record.